Agrilus planipennis (emerald ash borer) is the source of this 2108-nucleotide messenger RNA. RefSeq names its product T-complex protein 1 subunit theta-like. Gene Ontology annotation, biological process: protein folding. Gene Ontology annotation, molecular function: ATP binding; ATP-dependent protein folding chaperone; ATP hydrolysis activity. The transcript has 7 exons. Bases 1 to 2013 code for a protein of 670 amino acids. The record is from RefSeq and is a predicted model, not a curated record. Gene Ontology annotation, cellular component: chaperonin-containing T-complex. Lineage: Eukaryota; Metazoa; Arthropoda; Insecta; Coleoptera; Buprestidae.
AUGUCCAGUUUUGCCUCAGGUCCACCGGGUCCAACCGGUCCUCCAGGACCCCCUGGACCACAAGGACCUCGGGGAUUUCCUGGCCCUGAAGGAGCCUCAUCUUCGACGCUAAUGCAAAAUCAACAAGGAUUUGGUUACUCGGAAUUAGAUGCUUUCGUCCCACUAUCGGGGGACGAUUCAGCCUUUUGCAGAUGCAAAAGGGGGAUGCAAGGUGAACCUGGACCACCUGGAGCAAGAGGACCCAAAGGGGAACAAGGAGAUCGUGGUCCUAGAGGGCCUAAAGGAGAACGAGGAAACAUAGAUUUUGUUCUACUUCUUCUAGCAGAGCUGAGACAUGAUUUAGUCCACUUACAAAACAAGGUUUACAUCAACGGAGAAAAAUUANCUCUUCACGUUCCUAAAGCGCCGGGCUUUGCCUCAAUGUUAAAGGAAGGAGCUAGGUACUUUUCUGGAUUAGAAGAAGCUGUUUAUCGAAAUAUCAAUGCCUGUAAGGAAUUUGCACAGUCUGUGAGGACAGCCUAUGGCCCCAAUGGCAUGAAUAAGAUGGUUAUCAAUCACAUUGAGAAGCAGUUUGUUACCAGUGAUGCUGCCACUAUUAUAAGAGAGCUGGAUAUUGAACAUCCUGCAGCUAAACUAAUGAUUUUAGCCAGUGAAAUGCAAGAUUCAGAGGUAGGAGACGGUACAAACUUUGUAAUUAUACUUGCUGGAGCCCUGUUGGAAAGUGCUGAAGAGCUUCUCAGAUUGGGAAUAACUCCUACUGAAGUUGCAGAAGGAUAUGAAAAGGCCCUGGACAAAUGUCUUGAGAUCCUACCCAAACUUGUAUGUUACGAAAUUAAAGAUUAUCGUAAUGUCGAAGAGGUAAAGAAAGGCAUUAUAACAGCAAUUCAGUCAAAGCAAUAUAGAAAUGAACAGAUCCUUGCUGAUUUGGUAACCAAAGCAUGUGUUUCAAUCCUACCAGAACAGACCACCUUCAAUGUUGACAAUGUCAGGGUUUGUAAAAUAUUAGGAUCAACCCUAAGGAAUUCAGAAGUCGUUCAAGGAAUGGUUUUCAAGCGUCAGGUUGAGGGCGACGUCACCCAAGUAAAAGAUGCCAAAGUGGCAAUCUACAGCUGCCCAGUUGACGUCAUGCAAACUGAGACAAAGGGUACAGUUCUUAUUAAAACAGCAGCUGAACUGGUCAACUUCAGUCGUGGGGAAGAAAAUCUGCUUGAGAAGCAAAUCAAAGACAUUGCCGACACUGGGGCAAAAGUUAUUGUGUCUGGAGGCAAGUUUGGAGACAUGGCCCUUCAUUAUGUCAACAAGUAUGGAAUGAUGGCUGUUCGAUUGAACUCUAAAUUCGAUUUGAGAAGAUUAAGCAAAGCCGUAAAUGGUACCGUUCUGCCGAAGUUGUCACCCCCAACUGCGGAAGAGCUCGGUUUUUGCGACGUCGUAGCCGUAGAAGAGAUGGGAGACACACCCCUGGUCGUAUUUAAAUUGGAACAUAAGGACUCUCGCAUCUCCACUGUAGUCAUACGAGGGGCCACAGACAACUACAUGGACGAUAUCGAAAGGGCCGUAGACGAUGGCGUCAACACUUUCAAAGGCAUCGCAAGAGACGGACGUUUCGUACCAGGUGCAGGGGCUACAGAAAUGGAACUUGCAGUUCAGCUCGCCAAAUACGCCGACACAUUCUCAGGUUUGGAGCAGUACGCUGUCAGGAAGUUUGCCCACGCGCUGGAGAGCUUCUCGAAGAUCCUUGCCGACAAUAGCGGACUACAUUCGUCAGUUGUCGCUGACAAACUCCUGGAGGCUCACAGGGAGGGAAAGAAGAAUUAUGGGGUCGAUAUAGAGUCUCAAUCUUCAGUUUGUGAUGCACUAGAAAGGGGUAUUCUAGAUCUUUACGUGGGCAAGAUGUGGGGCUUGAAAUAUGCCGCGGGAGCAGCUGCCACAAUCUUGAGAGUCGACCAAAUAAUUAUGGCCAAGAGGGCCGGAGGACCGAAAGCGAGACAAGGGCCUCAAGACGAAGACGAUUAGAAAGUUAUUAUUUGUAGCUUGUUUUCCACUUUCGCAUUUUUUCGUAAUAUUCUUACCAACAUUAUUAUUAUAAUUAUUAAUUCGCCAUUAAUUAC